AGAUAUCAAAAUUAAAAAAAAAAACUAGAGUCCGAAAAAACGGUCAUUUCAUUUUGUUCGAGUGGUUUUAGAUACUUGGCGAACCAUUUGCGCGGACUGAGAACAAAACAGACAAUAACAACAACAACAACAAAGGAAAACAAAAGACCUCGGAAACAUCGAACUGUAUUCUUGUUGAACAAUCGUUGAUGACGCAGUUCCUUGUUCGCCUCAUUGAAUCUCUCGUCAUGAGAGAUCAAUCGAAAUUGACCACAUAACAUUGCAUAGGCCAUGGUAUUGAUUUGUCAGAUUGGUCAUGUUUUCUCAUAUGCCAUCUUUGCGUAAUAUCGGAAGAAAGCCGGUUUGCCCCAAGAUUCGUUGACUCGUUACUCUGGCAGCGAUGCUUUAACUGAAGGUUACAUUCGGUUUCGGUCAUUUAUCGCCCAUUCGAUCAUAUCGUCAUUUAACACCAACUACGCGCUGCAAACCAUACGACGAAAUAGUUCGAUCGUUGUGUGUAUUUCUCAAUCAAUUUUAGUCAUGAAAAAGUAGCGGAGUCGGAAUGAGAGGAGGAAAUUUUUUUUUCAUCGUUACUAUUACAUAUAUCUACAACACGUAAACGGAAAAAAAAGAGUAACAAAUCUCUCCGUUUGCAAAUUGUUCGGUUUGUGCCAGAGUCAACGGAUUUUUAGGCAACCGUAGAAGAAGUGAAUAAAAAGUCAUCAUGGCGGCUGUUGAAGUUAGGGGUGGCUAUAAGUAUUACGGAAGCCCAAAUGAUCCCAAUAAAAAGAUCGUUCUCAAUUAUCUUAAUAUGAACGUACCGAUUGGAUCGAUUUAUGGACUUCUCGGUGCAUCAGGAUGUGGAAAGACCACAUUGCUAUCGUGUAUUGUUGGACAGAAAAAAUUGCACGAAGGUCAAAUUUCGGUGUUGGGAACAUGUUUAAAUACACAUUCUGCAACCGCAUUGGGGCCACGAAUCGGAUACAUGCCACAAGAUAUCGCUUUGGUCAAUGAACUAUCGAUCAAAGAGACUAUUUACUAUUUUGGCCGAAUAUAUGGUAUGCACGACGAUCGCAUUCGAGAACGAUUUAAAAUUCUGAAGGACCUUCUUGAGCUGCCCGACGGCAAUCGUCUAGUUGAAAAUUUAAGCGGAGGUCAAAAGAGACGGGUUUCAUUUGCGUGUGCAUUAGUUCACGAACCGGAAUUGGUCAUAUUGGAUGAACCCACAGUUGGUUUGGAUCCAUUACUCAGGGAAAAAAUUUGGAAUUUUUUGGUCGAAACAACUCGAACGAGUAAAUUAGCCGUAAUCAUAACCACACAUUACAUAGAUGAAGCGCGUCAAGCAAAUACAAUUGGAAUGAUGCGAAAUGGCAUUUUGUUAGCCGAAGAUACACCGACAAAUAUCAUGCAACGAUUUAAUUGUGAAAAUUUGGAGGAUGCAUUUUUAAUACUUUGCCAAAAACAUGGAGCCUCUGAAGAGGCUGACACAACCGUGGGUCGAGCUUCUGGCCAAAAAAUGUUGCAAAAUAUAUCACAUCAACAAGGAAGUCAUCAACAGCACGAUUCAAAAUCGGAUGCAAAAAACAAAGAAGCAAAAGCUAAUUCAGUGACGAAACAUGAUAAUGAAACACAAACAGAACUUCCCACAAAGGGAAAAUUAAAACGAAAUUUAUCAUUUCACGAACAAAAGCCAGACACUUUGAUCGGGAAAUUGACAUUUACAUCACAGAUUCGAAUGAAAGCGUUGCUCACCAAAAAUCUGCUUCAAUUAAUUCGUCAACCAUCCGGUGUAUUGUUUAUAUUUUUGUUCCCGAUUUUGCAAUGUACUUGCUUUUAUUUAGCCAUAGGUGAUAAUCCAAAGAGUUUAAAAUUAGGAGUAGUCAAUGAAGAAGUGUCCAAUUUCCAAGAGUGUUAUAAUAGUUCACUUGUUACGACCCAUCUAUACGAAUCGGAAUGCAAUUUAACAAAGGUCUCUUGUCGAUAUCUCAAAGAUAUACCGCCCGAAUAUGCCAUACAGAUACCCUUCGGUUCCAAAGAGGACGCAUACGCAGAGGCAAAAAAAGCGAAUAUCAUUGGAUUUGUACAUUUUUCGGCAAAUUUUACGGAAUCAAUUCAGGAUAUUUUGGACAACAAUCGCGAAGCAUCGAGCGGUUCGUUUGAUAAUCGCGAGAUUCAAGUUCGACUUGAUAUGUCAAAUCAACAAGUGGCAUAUUUUUUGGAACGUAUACUGCGUGAAACAUACGGUCAAUUUGCUCAAAAGUUAAUGGCCGAUUGUGGAUUGCCCAGAGCGCUCGCAACAAUUCCAAUCGAUUUCAAAAAACCCAUUUAUUCAUCAUUCGAAGCUGAUUUUCAAGAAUAUGCUGCACCCGGCGUCAUCAUGACAAUGGUAUUCUUUUUGGCAACUCUUGUUACGGCCGCCGUAUUCAUCACAGACCGCAUGGAGGGUGUUUGGGAAAGAACUCUCGUCGCCGGUAUUACAACACCUGAACUGUUACUAGCUCACAUUGUUACCCAGUCAGUUAUCGUCUUUUUACAAUGUACAGAAGUUAUUUUCUUUAUUGGCGUUGUCUUUGGCACUGAAAACCAUGGCGACAAUUUGACCGUAAUUCUUCUACUAUCGUUGACUGGAUUUGCUGGCAUGUUGUUUGGAAUGUUGAUUUCAAUUUUCUGUGAAUCACACACAAUGGCCAACUUUGUAUCGACUGGUGCCUUCUAUCCAAUGAUUGUGCUGUGCGGUUUACUUUGGCCACUCGAGGGAAUGCCACAACUUUUGCGAGAUUUUGCUUUACUGUUACCGUUUACCAUUCCAACCAUUUCGGUGCGAAAUAUUUUGACCAAAGGGAUGUCUAUCACAAAUCCAAAUGUUUACAGUGGUUUUAUAGUUAUAUUUUUAUGGAUUGCGGGAUUCUUCUUCUUGUGUUUGGCCGGACUUCGGCGAAAGAAAUAGACGUACAACGUACUUAUAGUAUAUAGAUAGAUCUUAUAAGGAAGAAGAGAAAACAUCCGGUUCUACCAAAUGCAUUUAGUUGUAAAUUGAUUUUAACUUUAGAGUUUUGAUACUUACAGUGGUGAGCCUACCUUAAUCAUACUUAUAUAUAUAUGUUAGAUAUGCGAUAAAUCGCUUGAAUAAACAUUGAAAUUGAAUUUAUUUACCAUCACACAUUACAACAUUUUAUCAAUAGGAAUUUUUCUCUUUCACACUCAUUCACUUUCAUGGCAUUUGUUUACACUCUUCCGUGAAUAAUUGAAUCAAAAGAGAUCGAUGGAAAGAAAUGAGGUCUCCUAUACAUUUUAUUUUCAAUGAUGUCACAGAACGAAUGUUGAAAUUAGACGCGUAAAUAUUUGAUAAUUUUGUUGUAAAUUAUUUUGUUCUUUAUAAAUUUCCACAUGAAGCACAUCGAAAUAAAAUGUCGAAAAUACUCUUUUGAAUUUGGGUCAAUAUUUUGAUGAGAUAAAAGCGAGUUAGUGGGUCACAAAUAGAGAGAAUCAAACAUUGAAAUAAUGAGCAAAUAAGAGAAAAUCCAUUCCAGUACAAGAUGCAUCAUCUGAACAAAAAAAAAAAACAAAAAAAAAACAAAAAAAAAUUAU
Molecule: messenger RNA, 3567 nt
Organism: Contarinia nasturtii (swede midge)
Lineage: Eukaryota; Metazoa; Arthropoda; Insecta; Diptera; Cecidomyiidae
Product: ABC transporter G family member 20
Exons: 13
Coding region: 704-2926 (740 amino acids)
Cellular component (GO): membrane
Molecular function (GO): ATP binding; ATP hydrolysis activity; ABC-type transporter activity
Source: RefSeq, a predicted model, not a curated record